Molecule: messenger RNA, 4117 nt
Organism: Kogia breviceps (pygmy sperm whale)
Lineage: Eukaryota; Metazoa; Chordata; Mammalia; Artiodactyla; Physeteridae
Gene: SLC12A6
Product: solute carrier family 12 member 6
Biological process (GO): potassium ion homeostasis; potassium ion import across plasma membrane; cell volume homeostasis
Cellular component (GO): plasma membrane
Molecular function (GO): potassium:chloride symporter activity
Source: RefSeq, a predicted model, not a curated record
GUGCACUUUUUAGGACAGGCGGCUUGAAUUCUGAGUAGAAGGAUUCUUAUAUAUAGUGGCUUUUUGUGUGGUGUAAAUCAAGGAAAAGAAAAAGAAAAAUGCAUCCUUCAGAAAACACCACCAAGAUGGCUUCAGUUCGGUUCAUGGUGACACCAACAAAGAUCGAUGACAUUCCAGGUUUGUCAGACACCAGCCCGGACCUCAGUUCUCGAUCCAGUUCCCGGGUAAGAUUUAGCUCCCGGGAAAGUGUACCUGAAACAAGCCGUAGUGAGCCUAUAAGUGAGAUGUCUGGAGCCACCAGUUCACUGGCGACUGUUGCACUGGAUCCAUCUAGUGACCGGACUUCUAACCCCCAGGAUGUUACUGAGGACCCGAGUCAGAACUCCAUCACAGGGGAACACAGCCAGCUGUUAGAUGAUGGACAUAAGAAAGCUCGAAAUGCUUAUCUUAACAAUUCCAAUUAUGAAGAAGGAGAUGAAUAUUUUGAUAAAAAUUUGGCACUCUUUGAGGAAGAAAUGGACACCAGACCAAAGGUGUCUUCUCUCCUCAGCCGCUUGGCCAAUUACACUAACCUGACGCAAGGAGCAAAGGAACAUGAAGAGGCAGAGAACAUCACUGAAGGGAAAAAGAAGCCCACCAAGACCCCCCAAAUGGGUACUUUCAUGGGUGUUUACCUUCCAUGUCUACAAAAUAUUUUUGGAGUGAUCCUGUUUCUACGCCUUACAUGGGUGGUGGGCACAGCUGGAGUUCUGCAGGCCUUUGCAAUUGUCCUUAUCUGCUGCUGCUGUACAAUGUUGACUGCUAUCUCCAUGAGUGCCAUUGCCACUAAUGGAGUGGUGCCAGCUGGGGGCUCAUACUUUAUGAUUUCCCGAGCACUGGGCCCAGAGUUUGGUGGGGCUGUUGGCCUCUGCUUUUAUCUUGGUACCACAUUUGCAGCAGCCAUGUAUAUCCUUGGUGCCAUUGAAAUUUUUCUGGUGUAUAUUGUCCCCCGAGCUGCCAUCUUUCAUAGUGAUGAUGCACUCAAGGAGUCAGCAGCCAUGCUAAAUAACAUGCGUGUCUAUGGCACAGCCUUCUUGGUCCUCAUGGUAUUGGUGGUAUUCAUCGGUGUACGCUAUGUGAACAAGUUUGCCUCACUCUUUCUGGCCUGUGUCAUUGUGUCCAUCUUGGCCAUCUAUGCUGGAGCCAUCAAGUCUUCAUUUGCCCCUCCACACUUCCCGGUCUGCAUGCUGGGCAACCGCACCCUUUCAUCAAGGCACAUUGAUAUUUGCUCAAAGACCAAGGAAAUUAACAACAUGACAGUACCGUCAAAGUUAUGGGGCUUCUUCUGUAAUUCAAGUCAGUUUUUCAAUGCCACCUGUGAUGAAUACUUUGUUCACAAUAAUGUCUCUUCAAUCCAGGGCAUCCCUGGAUUGGCUAGCGGUGUCAUUACAGAGAAUCUUUGGAGUAAUUAUAUACCAAAGGGAGAGAUUAUUGAAAAGCCCUCAGCCAAAUCUUCUGAUGUCUUAGGCAGCUUAAACCAUGAGUAUGUCCUUGUUGACAUUACCACCUCUUUCACUCUUCUGGUGGGGAUCUUCUUUCCCUCCGUCACAGGUAUCAUGGCUGGAUCAAACAGAUCUGGAGAUCUGAAAGAUGCUCAAAAGUCUAUUCCCAUUGGCACUAUCCUCGCCAUCCUGACUACCUCCUUUGUCUAUUUAAGCAAUGUUGUUCUUUUUGGUGCAUGUAUUGAAGGCGUUGUUCUCAGAGACAAGUUUGGGGAUGCUGUGAAAGGUAAUCUCGUGGUGGGUACCUUAUCUUGGCCGUCCCCGUGGGUGAUUGUUAUUGGCUCCUUCUUCUCCACGUGUGGGGCUGGACUUCAGAGUCUCACAGGCGCACCGAGGCUGCUACAGGCUAUAGCCAAGGAUAACAUCAUACCCUUUCUGAGGGUGUUUGGUCACAGCAAAGCCAAUGGGGAACCUACCUGGGCUUUACUUCUGACUGCUGUCAUUGCAGAGCUGGGAAUCCUUAUCGCCUCCCUGGAUCUUGUGGCCCCAAUUCUUUCCAUGUUUUUUCUCAUGUGUUACCUCUUCGUGAACUUGGCAUGUGCCUUGCAAACAUUACUUCGAACACCCAAUUGGAGACCUCGGUUCCGCUACUACCACUGGGCCCUCUCUUUCAUGGGAAUGAGUAUCUGUCUGGCUCUGAUGUUUAUUUCUUCCUGGUAUUAUGCCAUCGUAGCUAUGGUAAUAGCUGGUAUGAUCUACAAGUACAUUGAGUACCAAGGAGCUGAGAAAGAAUGGGGUGAUGGUAUCCGUGGGCUGUCCCUCAGUGCAGCCCGAUUUGCUUUGCUUCGGCUGGAAGAAGGACCUCCACACACUAAAAACUGGAGGCCUCAGUUGCUUGUACUGCUGAAACUAGAUGAAGACCUACAUGUCAAGCAUCCUCGCCUCCUCACCUUUGCUUCACAGCUUAAGGCAGGAAAGGGUCUCACUAUUGUGGGCUCUGUCAUCGUGGGGAACUUCCUGGAGAACUACGGUGAAGCUUUAGCUGCUGAGCAGACCAUAAAGCAUCUAAUGGAGGCAGAGAAGGUGAAAGGAUUUUCCCAGCUGGUGGUGGCCGCCAAGCUGAGAGAGGGCAUUUCCCACCUCAUCCAGUCAUGUGGCCUUGGGGGCAUGAAGCACAACACAGUGGUGAUGGGGUGGCCAAAUGGCUGGCGCCAGAGUGAAGAUGCUCGAGCUUGGAAGACUUUUAUUGGCACAGUUCGAGUGACAACUGCUGCCCAUCUGGCCCUGCUGGUGGCUAAAAACAUCUCCUUCUUUCCCAGCAAUGUGGAGCAGUUUUCUGAGGGCAACAUUGAUGUGUGGUGGAUUGUGCACGAUGGGGGGAUGCUCAUGCUCUUACCAUUCCUACUGAAACAGCACAAGGUGUGGCGAAAAUGCAGCAUACGGAUCUUCACAGUAGCCCAACUAGAAGACAACAGUAUUCAGAUGAAGAAGGACCUGGCCACGUUCCUCUAUCACCUUCGCAUUGAGGCAGAGGUGGAAGUGGUGGAGAUGCACGACAGUGACAUCUCAGCUUAUACUUACGAGCGCACCCUGAUGAUGGAGCAAAGGUCCCAGAUGCUCCGGCACAUGCGACUAUCCAAAACAGAGCGGGACAGAGAGGCACAGCUGGUAAAAGAUCGUAAUUCAAUGCUACGAUUGACCAGCAUUGGCUCUGAUGAGGAUGAAGAGACAGAGACCUAUCAGGAGAAGGUGCACAUGACCUGGACAAAAGACAAGUACAUGGCGUCCCGGGGGCAAAAGGCCAAGUCAAUGGAAGGAUUCCAGGACCUACUUAACAUGCGUCCGGACCAGUCCAAUGUGAGGCGGAUGCAUACAGCAGUGAAGCUCAAUGAGGUUAUAGUUAACAAGUCCCAUGAAGCAAAGCUGGUUUUGUUGAAUAUGCCAGGGCCACCCCGAAACCCUGAGGGUGAUGAAAACUACAUGGAGUUCCUAGAAGUGCUCACUGAAGGACUAGAGCGAGUCCUUCUUGUCCGAGGUGGUGGCAGUGAAGUGAUCACCAUUUAUUCAUAAUCUACCCCUGAAUGACCCUGCUGGGCCUCACCUUUCCAAAAAGGCUUCCAUCCUCCAUGGAAGUGCCAGCUCUUUACUACCACUCCCAUCAACUAGAGACCUGUGUUCUGUGUACAUCAUGCUGAACUCUUAACGAGCUGAGCCUCAAGUACUUGUGCAGAAAAGUACAAAUAGAUCUUCUCUUUGCUACCAUAUGACCUGCUGUCCUUAAAGAAGAAGCAGAUAUUCCCUCAACCUCAGAACAAUGCUCAAGUCCUACAAGCCAUGCCUGUACCAGAUAAAGGAAAGUUAGAAUCAACAAGCUAAACCAAUAAAAUGAAUUGGCAAAAGGGAUGCUAGAAAUUCUGAAGACAAAAGACAAGUACACAUCUAACAUUAAAGAUGAAUCUCAGCAGUCAAUUCAAUGAUGACACCAUGGGGGUAACAGCCAGAGAGACACAGCCUCAUCAUACUAAAGAAUUCAUGGCCAAGUACAUGGGGAGCUAACAUCUUUGUGGAGACAUCCAUGGCAAGCCAAGAUGAAAAUUUUCGUCAGUGUAUCCACUGCUCUCCAGGACUCUAAUUUU